AUGGGCCUGUCCACUUUCUCCACCAUCGACGAGCUCCUCAAAGCUCAGGCGGCACGUCCAGAUGAUCCGGUCCUCGUAGCAUAUCCUGUCACCGACAUCGAUGAUUUCGAGGAACACACCGCAAAAGCCCUCGAUCAAUACACAGAGGCAGCAGCGGCGAAGUACAAGAGCCUCGGUCUGAAGCCUGUGGACCCCACGUCCCCCAGCACUCCAGUCGUAGCCCUCCUGGCCCCAUCCAGCUUCGAAGUCAUCGUCACCAUCCUCGCCGUCAGCCGGCUGGGCUGGGCCCUCCUCUUCCUCUCCCCGCGCCUCGUCCCGGCCGCCCACGCGCGCCUGCUCCAGAUGUGCGACUGCACGACAAUGAUCGUGGCGCCCGUCUACCAACCCACCAUCCCGGCCAUCUCCUCCUCCCUCUCUUCCUCCGCCCCCUCCACCACCCCCCUGACCACCCUCCCCCUCAUCACCCGCCCAGACUACCGCUGCACAUCCCCCAUCACCACCUUCGCCCCCGUCCCUCCCACCACCGCGGCCCACCAAUCCACCAAAACCGCCUGGAUCAUCCACUCUAGCGGCAGCACCGGCUUCCCCAAACCCAUCCCCCUCUCGCACCGCGCGCUCCUCGCGAACUUCUCCAAAGGCCUCGGGCUGCGCGCUUUCUGCGCCAGCCCGCUCUUCCACUCGCACGGGCUGAUGGAGCUGUUCCGCUGCUUCUACCGCGGCGCGCCGAUGUACAUGGCGAACCACGCGCGGCCCGUCACGCGGGCGAAUCUGGUGCGGGCGAUGAGGGUGGCGAAGCCUGGGUUGGUGACGGCGGUGCCGUUUGUGUUGGGGUUGUUAGCCGAGGGGGAGGACGGGGUGGGGGAGUUGGGGAAGGCGGAGGUGGUGAUGUUUGCGGGGAGUGCGUGUCCGGAUGAGGUGGGGGAGAGGUUGGUGCGAGCGGGGGUGAGGCUGGUGGCGAAUUAUGGGAGCUCCGAAACCGGCGCCAUCAUGUCCUCCCUCCGCCCCGCCGGCGACACCGCGUGGUCCUACCUCCGCAUGCCCCCGCACAUAGCACCACACAUCCUCAUGGACGAAAUCUCCCCCGGCAUCUUCGAAUGCGUGGCCCUCGAAUCGCUCCCCUCGCGCGGGCCGACCAACUGCUCCGACCCGCCCAACUCCUACCGCACCCGCGACCUCUUCACGCGCCACCCGACCAACCCCUCCUGGUGGAAGUACCUGACGCGCCUCGACGACCGCCUGACGCUGGUCAACGGCGAGAAGGUGCUGCCGCUGCCGAUCGAGGGACGCGUGCGACAGAGUCCGCUGGUGGCCGAGGCGGUGGUGUUUGGGGCGGGCAGGAGUGUGCCGGGGAUGCUGGUUUUUCGGGAUGAGGAGGACGGGACGGCGAGGGAGUUGGGAGAGGCGGAGUUCGUGGAGCACAUUUGGGGGGAUGUCGAGGAGGCGAAUAAGGGGGCGGAGUCGUUUUCGCGGAUUCCGAGGGAACUGGUUGUCGUGAUGCCGCGGGGCACGAGUUGGCCGAGGACGGAUAAGGGGACGGCGGUGAGGCAGCAGGUGUACGAGGUGUUUAAAGAUGUUAUUGAUGAGGCGUAUGCGAGGUUUGAGCAUGGGGAGGACGACGCGGGUGAUGGUGAGCCGCUGCUGGCGCUGGAUGUUCCGGAGCUGGAGCAGUGGCUGUUGGAGCGGUUCCAGCUCGAUCUCGGCGUGAAGCUGGAGAGCGUGGACGCAGACGUCUUCGCGGCCGGCGUGGACAGCCUGCAGACGACGCGCAUCUGGAGCCUGAUCCGGAAGAAGCUCGACCUGGGCGGCAAGCAGGACGCGCUGAGCCAGAACGUCGUGUACGAAAAGGGCACGCUGCGGGCGCUGGCGAAGCACCUGUACGGCCUACGAACGGGCGAAGACGUCGGCCAGAGCGACGAGGAAGAGCUGCUGGCCAUGCAGGAGCUCGUCGACGAGUUCUCGACCUUCCGCCCACACGUCCCCGGCACCGUACCAGCGCCCGCCGGCGAAGUCGUCCUCCUCACCGGCGCAACCGGCGGCCUAGGCGCACACCUCCUCACCACCCUCCUCUCGCGCCCCGACGUCCACCACAUCUACGCCCUCGCCCGCGCCCCCGACUCCACCACCGCGCAAUCCCGCAUCCUCGCCUCCCUCGCCUCGCGCGGCCUCGAGCCCUCCUCUUCCUCCUCCUCCUCCUCCUCCUCCUCCUCCUCCUCCGCCCUGACGAAGCUCACAGCCGUCCCCUCCUCCGACCUCAGCCUCCCCGGCCUCGGCCUCCCCGCAGACGUCCUCGAGAACCUCAAGGACACCCUCACGUGCGUCAUCCACGCCGCCUGGCCGGUCAACUUCACGCUGCCCGUGCGCGCGUUCCGGCCGCACGUCGCGGGGCUGCACGCGCUGCUGCAGCUGUGUCUGGACGUGCGGACGGCGCGCGGGGGGCCGGCGGCGCUGUAUUUUGCUAGUAGUGUCUCGGCGGUGGGGGGGAUGGCGAGCCUUCCCAACGCCACCACCACGGCCACCACGCACGCGGGUGAUUCCGGAAAUGGAACGGCCGCAGUCGUCACGGUGCCCGAAGCCGUCCCGCAGCCGCUCGCCGCGGCGCAGAAGAUGGGGUACGGCCGCAGCAAGCUGGUUGCGGAGAAGGUCGUGGAGGCCGCCACGGGGGAGGGCGUGGGGUUGAGGGCGAGGGUGCUGCGGAUCGGGCAGCUGGUGGGCGAUUUGGGCGUGUGGAGUACUGGUGUGCUGCCGGCGUUGGAUGAGAGCCCGUCGUGGCUGCCGAUCGAUGUGGCGGCGGCGGCGAUUUUGGAUAUCGCGUUGCCGGAGGAGCAGAAGAGCGGGCGGGUUGAGGGACAGGGUGAGGGUGGGGUGGUGUAUCAUAUCCUCAACCCGCAGCAUUUUCACUGGACGCGGGACUUUGUUCCUGCGUUGCGGAGAACGGGGCUUCUGCCGGAGUUUGACGUGGUCCCGCCGGAGGAAUGGCUGGCGAACUUGCGGGACAGUGAUCCGGAUGUGGAGAAGAAUCCCAGCAGGAAGCUUCUGGAGUUCUGGGAGGGGAAGUACGGGCAGCGAGCGGGAGGGAAGAAGAUGCUGAGGCACGAGACUAAGAACACGCUCGCACAGGCGCCAAGGCUGGGGGAAGUGCCGCUGGCGGAUGUCUUGAAGAAUGGCGAUUGGUUGGAGAGAGUUGUGCGGAGGUGGAUCAAUUCGUGGUAG
This is a messenger RNA of Lasiodiplodia theobromae, 3210 nucleotides long. RefSeq names its product Male sterility protein. The record is from RefSeq and is a predicted model, not a curated record. The transcript has 6 exons. Bases 1 to 3210 code for a protein of 1069 amino acids. NCBI's taxonomy places the organism in Eukaryota, Fungi, Ascomycota, Dothideomycetes, Botryosphaeriales, Botryosphaeriaceae.